Moneuplotes crassus is the source of this 2926-nucleotide messenger RNA. NCBI's taxonomy places the organism in Eukaryota, Ciliophora, Spirotrichea, Euplotida, Euplotidae. The record is from the annotation of a GenBank genome assembly.
UUUUUGAAAAGUAUAUACUUAGCAGCAAAAUGGCAAAGAAGAAGAGCAAGAAAUCAGCAGCACAACAGAAACCAGCUGAGCCAACCUCUCAGCCUAAAUAUGAAGUUACUAAGGACGAAGUGACCAUUGGAACUCCUGUACCAGAUCCUGAAUUAGAACUCAAAGAGCCCCAUCCUGAACAGAAGGAGGAAAUCAAAAUUGAUAUGGAUAAAGUUAAUGAAGAAGAAAAAGAUACAGACAAAAAGAGACCGAUCAAGAGGAAGAACUCUAAGUUUUUGAUGCAAGAUGGGGGCUCCUCCCCACUCCUUAGGCCUGAGUUCAUCUAUCACAACGAAGACAAGGCUCAAAAGAUAUGGAGCUUGAUGCAGACAUAUCAAGGGAUUGAUCAAAAAUCCAUCCAGCGUUCGAUCGUGAACCAUGUUGAAUAUACUUUGGCUAUGACUAGGUUCAACUUCUCAGAUUUUGGGUGUUACCAAGCAACUGCGUUCUCGCUCAGAGAUAGACUAUUAGAGUCAUGGAAUGACACUAACCAAUACUUCACUACACACAAUGUGAAAAGAGUCUAUUAUCUUAGUCUUGAGUUCUUGCUCGGCCGUUUGAUGCAGAACACCCUGAACAAUAUCAAUAUGGAAAAGAACUACAGGGAAGCUCUCAUGGACAUUGGGUAUGAUCUUGAACGCCUCUAUGAUGAAGAGGUAGACCCAGCCCUCGGAAAUGGGGGUCUUGGCCGCCUUGCAGCCUGCUUCCUAGACUCACUAGCAACUCUUGAAGUCCCAGCCUGGGGAUAUGGAAUUAGAUAUGACUACGGAAUAUUUAAACAAGUCAUCAGAGAUGGAUAUCAAUGCGAAAUUCCAGAUUUUUGGCUCAGUGGUGGAAACCCAUGGGAAAUCGAGAGACCAGAGGUCAUCUAUCCAAUCAGAUUUUACGGAUACACUGAAAAAUACGAAGAAGACGGUGUAGAAAGAGCUCAAUGGAAGGGAGGAGAAAUUGUCAUGGCCAAGGCAUAUGAUACCCCUGUCCCUGGAUAUAAUACCUUCAAUUGUAAUAACUUGAGACUUUGGAAAUCUCUACCAGCAAGAGAGUUUGAUUUCCAAUCUUUUAAUAAAGGUGAUUAUCUUUCAUCAGUCGAAUCCAAACAAAGAGCUGAAUAUAUCACCUCAGUCCUCUACCCGAAUGAUAACUCUGAAGAAGGUAAAGAGCUUAGACUAAAGCAACAAUACUUCUUCUGUUCAGCAACGGUAAGAGAUGUUAUCAGAAGGUUCAAGAAGAAUAACUCAGACUGGAAAGAUUUUCCAAAUAAAGCUGCCCUCCAGCUUAACGAUACUCAUCCAGCUAUCGCAGCAGUGGAGUUUUUGAGGAUCCUGAUUGAUGAAGAGAAGCUAGACUGGGGAGAGGCUUGGAAGAUCCUUCAUAGCUCAUUCUCUUAUACAAAUCACACGGUUCUUCCUGAAGCCUUGGAAACAUGGAGUGUUGGUUUGAUUAAUCAUCUACUUCCAAGACACAUGGAGCUGAUCUACCUGAUCAACCACUUCUUCAUGGAUGAAGUUGCCAAGAAAUAUCCAGGAGAUUACCAAAGAAUGCAAGAGAUGUCUCUCAUCGCUGAAGGAGACGACAAAAAGGUUAGGAUGGCUAACUUAUGCAUUCUAUGCAGUCAUAAAGUCAAUGGAGUGGCUGAACUUCAUACAAAACUAAUCCAAGAGACUAUUUUCAAGAGAUUCCAUGAGUACUUUCCAAACAAAAUUGAGAACAAAACCAAUGGAGUCACUCCUAGGAGGUGGAUUCACUGUGCAAAUCCUAAACUCUCUGCACUUAUCACUGAGGCUCUUGACGAUUCAGAAUGGAUCGGUGAACUUGAAAGAGUAGAAUACCUGGAAAAUUUUGCUGAAGAUGAAGAAUUUAUUCAAAAAUGGAUAGACAUCAAGAAACAAAACAAGGAGAAACUUGCUGCUAAGAUCGAGGAAGUGGUAGGAGUUAAGAUCCCCAUCAAUGCUCUAUAUGAUGUCCAGAUCAAAAGGAUCCAUGAGUACAAGAGACAACUCAUGAAUAUUCUCUAUGUUAUUCACAGAUAUCUGACUAUCAAAGAUAUGUCCCCAGCCGAUAGAGAGAAGGUUGUCCCCAGAGUUGUGAUCAUUGGUGGAAAGGCAGCUCCUGGGUACCACAACGCUAAGGCUAUCAUCAAACUAGUCAAUGGUGUAGGGGAUAUCGUCAAUAACGACAAAGACAUUGGUGAUACUCUCAAGGUGAUCUUUUAUCCAAAUUACUGAGUAUCCGCAGCCCAGACCUUAAUUCCUGCAUCUGAGCUUAGCCAGCAUAUUUCUACUGCAGGUAUGGAAGCUAGUGGAACAAGUAAUAUGAAGUUCGUGAUGAACGGAUGCCUCAUCAUUGGUACCAUGGAUGGAGCAAAUGUUGAAAUUUCAGAAGAAGUCGGUGAGGAAAACAUGUUCAUCUUCGGAGCAAGAGUUGAAGAAGUCAACGACCUUAGGAACAGACUCUUCUCUGGAGAGCAUAAACCUAUAGACAGAAGACUACAAAGAGUUUUCGACUCAAUUCUAUCAGGAACUUUCGGAGAUGUUUCUAUCAUUUAUCCGAUUAUUCAUAACUUGAUGGAAGGAAAAGAUUACUAUCUUGUCACUGAAGACUUUGACUCCUAUGUCAAAGCACAGAAUAAGGUUGAUGAUACAUAUAGGGAUCAGAAGAAGUGGAACAUGAUGUCCAUCCUUGGUGUUUCCAGAUCAGCCAAAUUCUCCUCUGAUAGAACUAUAGAAGAAUACUGUGAAUCUAUUUGGAAGGUUGACAGAGUACCUAUCCCAACACCAAAUGAUACUGAAAGGGUUAGAUCAUUCUGCAAAGUCUAUUCUGCUGCAAAGAACUAGAAAGAUGAGCUUGAAAGAUGCUGAAAACUUACAUCUUUAAUCUAGUUCAAUAC